CUGUUGCAGUUUGAAAUUGUCUUCCGUCUGGAUCAGUCUUAAAAAAAGAUUUAAUUUCGGAGGAGAUGGCAAAAAAUGUACCAUCCAUCUCGAGAGAGAGAAAAAUUAACAUCCUGAGCAGCAUUCUUGCGCAGGCCCCUCCUGGCGAGUUCAGUGAAGUGGUCAAUGAUAUGCGGGUUUUGCUGAAUGAUGAUGAAUUGAUAUGUGAGAACAUAGAACAAAUCACUGCAAAAUAUAACUUGGAACAAUUUACUCCUGUUGAAAUAAUGGAGCACAAAGAAAAGGUGCUAAUCACCGAGUAUGGUAACCUUGGGAAUGGAUACUUUGUGGACCCAAUGCAGAAGAUUUCAUUCAAGUUUGAUCACUUGAACAAAAAUGUUUCUGAUAUCCAGCCAUGUGCCUUAGAUAUUUCUGUAGAGAGUUGGAGGAGAGCUAUAGAAUGUGCACUCAUCAAUUAUGUAAAGAAGUACUACCCAGAUGGAAACUGCACAGUUUAUGGACAAGCAUAUGGCAACCACUGCCAAGUUAUCACUGCCUGUAUUGAAUCUCAUAAAUAUCAGAGACAUGAGUUCUGGAAUGGCUCUUGGAAAUCUGAAUGGAAGCUCAUGCUCUGCCCACCAAAUGCUGAAGUCAUGGGGACAAUUAAGGUGCAGGCUCAUUACUUUGAGGAGGGUAAUAUCAAUUUGACCAACAAUGUUGAAGUGAAACAAAACCUUGCUCUAAAGAAUGAAAGUGAAGGAGCUGCAGAGUUUGUGAAAGUUAUUGAAAAUGCUGACACUGAAUUUCAGGUUGGUCUAAUGGAGAAUUAUCAGAAGUUGGAUUGUCUGCUUAAGGGUCUUCGGCGCCAACUGCCAUUUACACACACAACAAUUGAUUGGAACAAAAUCAUCAAUGCCAAGAUCGUCAGAGAGAUAGACCUAGCACAGGCAUUAAGAGAGUCUAAACCUGAACGUCUGAAUUUUCACUGA
Molecule: messenger RNA, 968 nt
Organism: Chiloscyllium plagiosum (whitespotted bambooshark)
Lineage: Eukaryota; Metazoa; Chordata; Chondrichthyes; Orectolobiformes; Hemiscylliidae
Product: F-actin-capping protein subunit alpha-2-like
Biological process (GO): actin cytoskeleton organization; barbed-end actin filament capping
Cellular component (GO): F-actin capping protein complex; cortical cytoskeleton
Molecular function (GO): actin filament binding
Source: RefSeq, a predicted model, not a curated record